CAAAAACAGGUAAACUAUGUAACUGUAAGCAUCACAAAACAAGUGCACCAGGAAAUGAUUACAAGAGAAGAGCUGCAUGUCCAUCUGUAUAACCACGUCUUAUCACUGUAGUUUCCUCAAAAUAUGAUUUAUCAAAUUCUAUUCUUGAAAUCUGCCCUCUGGUGGAGGAUCUGUGAUACGGAAAGUACCAGUUUCUGCUGCCUGCACCUUUUGUGAGUUUGAGCUUCAAAAAUAAAAAGGAAAUCUUUUUUCCUUUUUUUUAACAAGUCUUUUAUUGACUCAGGCAAUACUGCUUUAAGUUCAUCCCAAAAUUAUUUCUACCCCAGAUUUGAUGUGAUCUUUUAAUUUGACCAGCAUGUUUCUUCUGACUGGAAGUUACAGGUAAGUUUUGUAUUGGUCCAACCAGAGUCACGGUUUCUAUGGACUUUCCACUUUUUAAAUUGAAAUAAAAAUGGAUUUCUCUAUCACCCCAUUCUUGGUUAAUUAAAAAUAACUUUAAAUUCACCAGAUGCUUGAAUAAUGUCUGUCUUAACUAUGUAUCAUUGAAGAUUUCGUUGAAAGAUUGUGAAAAUGUGCCCAUCAGUUUCAGUUGUGAUACUCUUGGUACGUUGGCAGAAUUUAUGAGUCAUUGCAACAACAUGCUUCAACAAGAGUUUGGCAUCUUGGGGGGGAAGCAAAAAAACUUCCCCUAAAUGUGUUUCCCCUUAAAUGUUGAAUAACUGGACAGCUAAAAGCAUGGAUAUGAGAAGGAGGGAAUGCAUGUACAUAGAAAUAAGUCAUAACCUUUGAAUUACUGCAAAAAGAAAAAAAAACAUGAAGAUUUUUCUUGUUUAAUUUCAUUCAGCAUGUGUAAGCAAGUGCUAUUUGCCAUACUGAUGAAUCAGCAAUGAGAUUCUAUGACUUUAUGGCAGAGAUCUUGGCCUUAGGAGAUCCGAGCUUACAAGGUGUGAGAAAUCUUUAACCUUUGCACAUGCCAGCUUGUUUUGUGAGUGUGAAUGCGUGUGAGCUGGUACUGUAUGGACAGCUGACAUCCAAGGACCCAAACAUGAUGUAUAUAAAGGGACUUUAUGUUUGAGUGAAAGUCACUUUCCGACUGAAGCCUCUCACUCACAGAAUGAAUGCCUUUUAUACAGUCUUCCUCUUGGCUGUUGGUCUCUCCGUAGCCCACUCUCUGGACUACAGGGCUCUCCAUCAGUUCAGGGCCAUGAUCCUGUGUAUGUUGCCUGAUAGCUGGCCUGCUCUUGACUAUUCAGACUAUGGUUGUUACUGUGGAUACGGAGGCUCUGGCACACCCAUUGAUGAUCUGGAUAGGUGCUGCCAGGUUCAUGACCAGUGCUACAGUGACGCCAUGCAGCAUCCGGAGUGCUGGCCCAUCCUGGAUAACCCUUAUACCGAGAUUUACUCCUACACCUGUGAUGAGGCUAACAGAAAGCUCACUUGUACAAACCAAAACAAUGAAUGUGAGAUGUUCAUCUGUGAGUGCGACCGCAAAGCCGCAGAAUGUUUCAGCAGGUCAGAGUGGAACCCCGAGCAUGAGCACCUGCCAAGUGACCAGUGUCAGUAGAGUCCUGCACAAACAGCUGCGUCUAGCAAAGAAUCUGUGCCACAACAAUUUACAAACUGCUAUACUACUUCAUCUGGCAUCAUUCUGAAUCACAGUGACCUCACAGGACCAUUUACUAAAGAUAUGAUUCCUGCAUGGCCUUUUAAGCAUCCAUCUUUUCUCCAUCUGGAUGUUUCUGGUUGGACUUGCUGCUAUAUCUCACCCUAAAUGUCAUCAUCAUGUUUACCAUCCACUUGAGUGUGAUGGUAAUUGCAAUUUUUAGUGCAGUUUGCAGUCAGCAGAGGGCACUGUUCCUCAUUUAUCCCAUUAGUGUGUCGGACGACAGAGUAAAGCAUUGACUUGCUCAACAACACUUGUUCUUCUCACUUUAUGUAACAUAUCUAGAAAUAAUAAAUGACUUUUUUCCAGAGGAAAAUAAAUAUUUUCUUUUUCAUUACCUAAAUCCUCAAAAUUUUCACUUUUAAGUGGUCUGUAAAUUAUUGCAAUGACUUUAGUAAUUUUUUGCCAAAACUGAUUUUGGCAACAACAAUACUUUUGGCAAAAAAUGGCUUUAGCCAUUACUUUAGGAAAGUGAAAAAAUGUUAAACCAAUUUUCGUGUAACUAUUCUGGUGCUUUCCAAUUGAUUGCAUCAUGCUGGCAGCAUGACUUAGUUACACAAUGGUUGCAAUAAUAUUAAAUUCCUAUUGCAUAAUUGAAAACAGCUUGGUCUUUAUCUUUGAAAAUGACAACAAACUUUAGAAGUUUAAUUCAUUUUAAUUAUGCUGUCAAUAUUUGAAUAAAAAAACAAGAUGGUUAUAUAACUGCAACUGAAAUGAAGAUUCACAUAGACUUUGGUCACCAUCCAGCCUGUUUGGCAAACAGGCAGAAAUUACCUCAUUCCUGGUUAUGUUCUCAGCCUGGCAAUGCGUCACCUACUUUAACAACCCACUGUUCGCUCGUUGUGAUUGGUUGCUGAGCCUGCAGCCCACUGAAUCACUCUUUAGGCCAUUUUUCAGACAAUGCGUAAAGCUCAGCAGCUGGUAGCUGACGUCUGGCCAUAGUCCAGCUGAGGCUGCUGCUGGCUGAAAGAUAAAAUGAGAGGAGUGACACACUGACUAAAAAUGAUACUAGACUAUUGAAAGUUUCUCAAGUUACGCCCUUUGUAUAUAUUUUGCUGUUAUGGUAACUAAAAUGCCAGUACUGCUGAUAGGUAUCAGUACAACACCCAGACUGAUUUAUGAAGAAUUCAAACCAAUUUUUUUUAACAAAUAUGAAACAUAUUGCAUGUACAUAUUUUAAGUUAUAAAGACUCCAUAAGUUUACAAAAUUUUCUGUAGAUUAUAUCCCAAUUCACAGUGUAUGGGUGUAUGCUGGCAAUGAUCGAUGAUGCUGCAUACAAAUAUACUGCUGGGAUAUCUUUGUAACCAAGCUGUCUUCAUAAUUCUUGCACUUUAUCGAUUU
This is a messenger RNA of Xiphophorus couchianus (Monterrey platyfish), 3005 nucleotides long. RefSeq names its product phospholipase A2-like. The transcript is spliced from 4 exons. NCBI's taxonomy places the organism in Eukaryota, Metazoa, Chordata, Actinopteri, Cyprinodontiformes, Poeciliidae. Gene Ontology annotation, molecular function: phospholipid binding; calcium ion binding. The record is from RefSeq and is a predicted model, not a curated record. Gene Ontology annotation, biological process: lipid catabolic process; phospholipid metabolic process; arachidonate secretion. The coding region runs from base 1115 to 1564 and encodes 149 amino acids.